AUGACGACAAGCGGACAACCACGUUACAUGGACGACGAAGAAUGGCCAUUGAAGUGUGAUAGACGUGCUGCCGUGUUGUGUGUGGCGGAUGACGCGUGCCUUAAUACUAUUCUGGAUAAAAUUCUUGGAAUACAGACGCAUCGCAACAAUACUCCGCAAUUUCAUUUCAAAGAUUCUGAAAUCCGUCAUAUCGUAUUUAAACAACAACUUAUUUAUAAAGAUUUUUGUAAUAAUCCAGUUCCAUAUACAAUUCAAAAACACAACAGAUUUGACGAACUGAAUGGUGCAAAGGUAGUGGCUACAAAGCACAUAAAAAAAAACAUUGUGUUGUUUGAGCUAUGUGGACAAUUAUAUCCAUUUAGUGACAAAUUCCUAAUACCAGGGGUAAACGACUUCUCCACUGUCACUUCUAGCGUAAAUGACAAAGACUAUAUGUUUCUUGGCCCAGUGUCAUUCAUCAAUCACGACUGCCACCCAAAUACCCAGUGGCACAGUAGAACAAAGACAUUAUCUUGUGUCAAGACACUAAGAGAUAUAUUUACAAACGAAGAAAUAACUUUGUUCUAG
Messenger RNA from Acyrthosiphon pisum (pea aphid), 567 nucleotides. Its product is annotated as histone-lysine N-methyltransferase KMT5B-like. Gene Ontology annotation, molecular function: protein binding; histone H4K20 methyltransferase activity. Bases 1 to 567 code for a protein of 188 amino acids. The transcript has 4 exons. Gene Ontology annotation, cellular component: nucleus. Lineage: Eukaryota; Metazoa; Arthropoda; Insecta; Hemiptera; Aphididae. The record is from RefSeq and is a predicted model, not a curated record.